AGAGGCUGUCCCAUCAAACAUUUGGAGUGGGAAUUUCCAUCUCCAACCAACAAACCUCCCCGCCAUCCAAUUCCACCCCCGUUGCCGCGAAAAUGGCCACGAAAAGUGCCUCAGUUGGCAGCAAGCGAAAGUCUGCCCCCUAUGCCAAGGGCAAGUCCGGCUCCAAGAAGGCGCGCCUGGACGAGACCAAGGCUCGGCGGGCACCCAAGGAGGAUCCUGAGGACGACUCCAACGAUGUCUCGGACUCUGAGGACGGCGGCGCAAAGCUAGACGACGGGGCUUCCGGGAAGGAGUUCAAGAAGUCCGUCUCCGGAGUCAAUGCAAAGACAUUUGAGCGGUCCGAAACUUCUCGCGAAUCCCACGCCAAGCAGAAGCAGCUCGCCCAAGAUCGCAAGGCCGCGAAGCCCCUGGCCGACGAGGUUCAACGGACGAAGAAGUUGUGGGAGCGACUGCGAAGAAAGUCGCAUGUGCCCAAGGAGGAAAGGCAGACCCUGGUUGACGAGCUCUUCACCAUCAUCACUGGCCGCAUCAAGGAUUUCGUUCUCAAGCACGACGCUGUCCGAGCAGUUCAGACUGCCAUCAAGUACUCAACGCCCGAGCAGAGGAAACAGAUUGCGCGAGAGCUGGCCGGCACAUACGUCCAACUUGCUGAGAGCCGAUAUGCCAAGUUCCUGAUUGGCAAGCUGUUGGUCCAAAAUGACGACGAGAUCCGCGACAUCAUCAUUCCCGAGUUUUACGGCAAGGUCCGAAAGAUGAUCAAUCACCCCGAGGCCUCGUGGAUUCUCGACGAUAUCUACCGAGGAGCUGCGAACAAGGAGCAGAAGGCCAUCCUCCUGCGAGAGUGGUACGGCCCCGAGUUCUCUCUGCGAGAGCUUAACAAGGAGGCGAACCCUACCUCGGACUUGAAGACCAUUCUUGAUGCUGAGCCGAGCAAGCAGGGGCCCAUCAUGAGGAGUCUGGCGGACAUGAUCAACUCCCUGGUUCAGAAGAAGAUGACUGGUUUCACCAUGCUUCACGACGCUAUGCUACAGUACUUUUCCAACAUCAAGCCCGACACGGAGGAUUUCACCGAGUUCGUCGAGAUGGUCAAGGGAGAUGAGGGCGGCGAUUUGCUCAAGAACAUGGCAUUCACUCGCUCUGGUGCCCGCCUGGUCUGUUUGCUGUUGGCCUAUGGUUCGUCCAAGGACCGAAAGCAGAUCCUCAAGACAUUCAAGGAUACAUACCUCCUCAUGUCCGGCGAUGUGUUUGCUCACGUUGUUAUCCUGACGGCUUACGAUGUGAUUGAUGAUACCAAGUUGACCGCCAAGACUAUCUUCCCUGAGCUGCUCGGUGAGGGUGAAGAGAACGCCCAAAACAUUGUGUCGGCGGCCAACAACCCGUUUGCUAGGACGACUAUUCUCUACCUGUUCGAGGGAUUGGCCAAGUCACUCUUCCCCUCCAGCCAUUCGUUCGAUGUCGAGAUCCUAGAGGAGGUGCGCGAGAUCCGCAAGGCGACUAGUAAGAAGGACGAUGAUGCCCGACGCAGCGAGUUGAUCGCUGCGCUGUCGCCGCAGCUCAUUGCCGCCAUUGAGGCCAUGUCUUCCGACCUCACGACGACGGCGUUCGGUUGUCAAUUUGUUGCCGACGUGCUUCUCUCUGGCGUUGGCGACAAGUUGAAGGCGCUUGAGGCGAUUGCCCAGUCGGCGAGUGGCGACCCUAGCCAGGAGCCAGCGGAGGAUGACUUGGCACCACCCCAUGUCCACAUCUCGCGCACGCCCUUUGGCGGCCGCAUGCUCAAGUCAUUGAUCCAGGGCGGAAAGUUCGACAAGGCGACGGGCAAGGUUAUCCCUAUUGACCCACCCCUAGAGUUUGCCAACGCCCUGUAUCCCGUCAUUCAGGAGUUCAUUAUGGAUUGGGCUACCGGGCCAAGCUCCUUUGUUGUCGUUGGUCUGCUUGAGGCUGGCGACUUUAGUGAGGCUGCUGCGCUGAAGAAGCUGCUCAAGAAGAACAAGAAGGCGCUGGAGAAGGCCGCGACUGAGGAGACGGCGGAGCAGAAGGCCUCGCGGGAAGCUCAUGAGGCGGCUCCCAAGGGCGGCAAGAAGGGCAAGAAGAAGAUUGAGAAGCCAGUUGGCAACAUGGGAAGCAAGCUUCUUCUGGAGAAGCUGUGAGCGAGGAAAUAUUGAGUGACUGGAAGCGGAUAGAACGGACGGGACAUGAGAAGAUGUGUGCCAUUUUGAUGCUCCCGUAAUGUAUUAGGCGUUUGGGUUCUGGUGUCUAAAAGGAACAAAUGAUGAUGUUACCUUCG
Molecule: messenger RNA, 2284 nt
Organism: Ilyonectria robusta
Lineage: Eukaryota; Fungi; Ascomycota; Sordariomycetes; Hypocreales; Nectriaceae
Product: armadillo-type protein
Exons: 2
Coding region: 93-2147 (684 amino acids)
Biological process (GO): regulation of translation
Cellular component (GO): nucleolus
Molecular function (GO): mRNA binding
Source: RefSeq, a predicted model, not a curated record